Molecule: messenger RNA, 899 nt
Organism: Lolium perenne
Lineage: Eukaryota; Viridiplantae; Streptophyta; Magnoliopsida; Poales; Poaceae
Biological process (GO): regulation of DNA-templated transcription; ethylene-activated signaling pathway
Molecular function (GO): DNA binding; DNA-binding transcription factor activity
Source: RefSeq, a predicted model, not a curated record
AGACAACCUGAAACAUCAGAGCGAAUCACUCGAACUCAAUUCAGAUCGCAAAACUUUCUUCGGACACCGACCUCACUCUACGUCACUGCUGACCUAUACGAGCUCCCGUCAUGGUGCCAAGGCUGGAGAGCGAGUUCCAGCUCCCCAACACCGAGCAGGAGAACUCCAUCUUCGUCCGCGCCCUCAUCUCCGUCGUGUCUGGUGACACCGCCGCCGUCGUCCCGACGCUGCACCAAAAGCCGUCGACAACACCCUUUGCUGCCCCCGCCGUUCCCGCGUGCGCCAGGUGCGGCGCGAAUGGGUGCCGGGGCUGCGAGUCCGCGGCGACCACGGCCUCGAGCAGCGAGGGCGAAGAACGCUCCGCCGCGAGCUGCGUGAAGGAUGGCGGCGUGCGGAAGCGGCGCGCGAGGAAGGGAGGAAAGUUCUGGGGCGUGCGGCAGCGGCCGUGGGGCAAGUGGGCGGCGGAGAUCCGCGACCCGCACCGCGCCGUGCGGAAGUGGCUAGGCACCUUCGACACCGCCGCCGACGCCGCGCGCGCCUACGACGUCGCGGCGCUCGAGUUCCGCGGCCACCGUGCCAAGCUCAACUUCCCUGUCGCCGCCGCGUCUUCAACAGCGUCGGCCUCUUCUUGGGUGCAUGAGCAGCCGCAGCGCUGUUCGGAUAGCCAUCGCGAGACCUGCUGUUCAAAGGCGUCGUCGCCGGUGCACGUAUCGUGCCUGCCGGAGCAAGGAAAGCCGGUGGCGAGGGAGCAUGAGAUCUGGGGUGGGUUAUACGAGAUCAUGAUGAUGGACGAUUGCAAAUUCUGAUUUCUGUAUCGAACGGAGCCAAGGACAAGGGCAUCCAUGUGAGUAUGUGACUGGCAGUAGCGUGGAAUUCGAACAACAGUAACCAUGGGUUUA